CUUAGCCGGUUUGUGCACGGGAGCCGCACCCUGCUCAAAGCGGUCGGGAAAAAAAAUUUACGAACACGCUCGAGGUUUUCUCGUGCACUCGCCCGGAUAUCGAAGUGCGGUAGAUGCUGAAGUGUGGUUUGUGAGGUUUGUUGGACAUACGUAGUCGGACAUUCUUCCAUGCUGCUCAACGAACUGCUGUGACGGCACGCUGGGACACCAUUCGCCCCACGGCAAGCCUGGGACACCCGGCGAAUUGUUUCAGCGUUAGGCCUAUUAUUAGAGGGAAGUAACUCUCGGAAGGUUGAGGAGCCUCAGCUAGCAAAAUGAAUGAAGUGGAGAGUCUACGUCAAGAAGCGGAGACAUUAAAGAACACAAUACGAGAUGCACGAAAAGCUGCAUGUGAUACCACGUUGGUACAAGCGACGGCCAACAUGGAACCAGUGGGUCGCAUCCAGAUGCGGACGCGGCGAACGCUACGGGGACAUUUGGCCAAGAUCUACGCAAUGCAUUGGGGUUCAGACUCCCGCUACCUGGUGUCGGCGUCUCAGGAUGGCAAGUUGAUCGUGUGGGAUGCAUACACCACCAACAAGGUGCAUGCUAUCCCGCUCAGGUCAAGCUGGGUGAUGACGUGCGCGUACGCUCCUUCUGGGAGCUAUGUGGCUUGCGGGGGUCUGGACAACAUCUGUUCCAUCUACAGUUUAAAGACGCGCGAAGGAAAUGUGCGGGUCAGCAGAGAGCUUCCCGGCCACACAGGCUACCUUUCAUGCUGCCGCUUUGUGGAUGACUCUCAAAUCGUCACUAGCUCUGGGGACAUGACAUGUGCACUCUGGGACAUUGAAACGGGCCAGCAGUGUACAUCAUUCACAGGACACACUGGCGACGUCAUGUCGCUCUCCCUGUCACCGGACAUGCGGACAUUUGUUUCUGGGGCCUGCGACGCCUCUGCCAAGUUAUGGGAUGUCCGUGACGGCAUGUGCAAGCAGACGUUUCCAGGGCAUGAAUCUGACAUCAAUGCAGUGACGUUCUUCCCGAAUGGAUAUGCAUUUGCGACGGGGUCGGAUGAUGCAACCUGCCGCCUGUUCGAUAUCCGGGCGGACCAGGAGCUGGCCAUGUACUCGCACGACAACAUCAUCUGCGGCAUCACCUCGGUGGCCUUCUCCAAGUCGGGCCGCUUGCUCUUGGCUGGCUAUGACGACUUCAACUGCAACGUUUGGGACUCUAUGAAGGCUGAACGGGCAGGUGUCUUGGCUGGUCACGACAACCGUGUGAGUUGCCUGGGAGUCACUGAAGACGGCAUGGCAGUCGCCACCGGCUCCUGGGACAGUUUCCUCAAGAUAUGGAACUAGGGUGAAGACAGCAGCAGCACCAAGGGAUGGGAGACGACGAAAGGAAGAGAAAGAAGACUGGAUCACCCCCCCAGCCCCACCCCCGCUCAGUUAUUCUGCCCUGGCUCUGUUUUUACGGAUGCUGCUCCUCCUUCUCCUUUUCCACCAAACAGACACACCUCUCUAUCUCUCCACACAAGGUGUAUGACAACUACCGUUUUUUUUUUUUUCUUUCUCUCCCUCUCCACCCAGCCCUUUGCUGCACACGUUCCCCCUUGGUCGACUCUCUUCUUUGGUCGGUCGGCCCACAAAAAAAGUUCGUCAACCAGUCAUGCUCUCCUCCCGCGGACAACCACUGGAAGCAGAUUUUCCGGGCAACGUUCGCUGCCUUUGCGCAACCACCCGGCGCGCGAGAGUUUUCCACAACCACUGCAUUAUCCCGCCACUUAACACACACGCGCAGACUUGAGGGAAUGCAGGUGGGUUAGUGAACGGAGGAAAGUGUAGUGGCUCGUUCAUGUACCAGCCAUUCUCAUUAAGCUUUUCUUCGCAGUGGGGAGGAGGAUACAGUGAAUGGGUGGAAGAGUCGUGUGCUGCUUCGUAUUGCACUGGACCAAGACGCUCUUUCUUUCCAUGUACAACCACACACUCCGUGCAUUUUUCUUCCCCCUUAAAAAUUCCUCGCUUCCCCCGCUGCCCCUCUGCCCUUGUCCUCCUACUUUUCCAUCGGAACACUGGAGGAGUGACUCUUCCAGGUUAGCUCUGGCAUUUUGACAUGAGGAAUGGACAGUUUUCACUUCACCUAUUACAAACAAGGCUUCCCCCCUCUCCUCCCUGGGACUCCUUAAGAAAAAAAAAAAGAGAGAUGCCUUCUCUUCCUUCUCCCACCCCCAACUGGUGGGGAGUGGUUGCUUGGAAUUCUAGCCAUCUUGGAUUUCUCUCUCUCUCUUCACGGUCCUUGCAAAGCCAUCCUUCGUGGAGUGGCAUUUGGGAGCAGGUCGAGGCCUCCUCCCCCUUCCGUUUUGAAUUGUGUGCAUGCAAACGAGUGUGUAUGUGUUUUGCAAGUAUUGUGUGAUUGAACAGCGUCAAUGGAACAAAUAUGCUGCUGUGUGCGAGUGGGUGCGAAUGUGUUCUGCACGGGGUACGGGGCUUCUGGACUCCGAGUCGACUAAGCGAAUCGCAAUGUCUAAUCAGCCUCCCAGACACCCCUGCAGUUGUUUUCUUAUACUGAGUACAGUAGUGCUUGCUGACGAGGGGAGGUUCUCUGGCAUGCAUCUUUUUCUUUUUAGAAUGUGGAUGGAAGGAGAGUGCGAGUUUUGGUUUCUAUUCGUGUUUUUUUAUGUUGGGCGCGCCAGUUUUUGUCAAUUCUCUAGUCACAGGUGUGUGAGCAUCUGUCUCGUGCGUGCUCAAGCACAGAGAAACGCAGGGUUUCAUGUGGAACCCCCGUCUGCGUACUUUUUUUUUUUUUUAAAUCUCCCUUCUUCUUCGCACAACCGAACCCCCACACCUUGACUUUGCUGCAAGUUGCAACUUUUUACACUAUUCCUUGUUUUGUUAGAUUGUUUCGUCCACAGUUGAUUACUCAGCUUAAAUUUGUUCUUAUUUGGUACCUCCAUUGAGAGCCUCUCUGGGGGGGCUGCCAGAAGUUCAAAUGCAGCCGGCUUGCAUUAAAUACGAGCUGCCAGUGUGAAAAAGUCUGGUAGGGAAGACUUGGGGGAAAAAGAUGUGUAUACUGAAGGCAUUGUUUUUGCGUUGCCAUAUGCUGAGUCUUCCUCUACAUUAUCUUUUUUUUUUUUUAGCCUCCAAAGCGAUUGUUCUAGAAGGCAUUUGUUUCCUUCCACAUUGUACAUAGCUUUGUAUAAACGUUUGUUUGGGCGCUGAGCCUCCUCUUCUGUUAGACCGGCCCUGCACCUUGAAAAAAAAAAAGCAAAAAGUGGCUUGGAUUUGUGUUGUUAGUUAUGUUGCAUUUGAUGGUUAGACUGAACAGGUAAAUUGACGUUGUCAGCCAACCCCUGGUGAGAGACGAUGGUUUUUCUCAGAAAGUGUGCAUGACAGGGGCAGUUUGUACUGGCAGGUUCUUUACUUUCUUUGUCUUGUCUACUAUGCAGUCUGUUGCUGCAUAUUAGCGAUUGCUUUUUUUUCCCCCGCCUUAAAGAUUUCCGUGCGCUCAUCUGUACAGAGUGCCGUGUGACUUGUGUGUGAUGCGAGGCUCGCAUAUAGGCCUGCGCUAAGCUGGAACAGCUGUGUGUACUCUCCGCUCUCUCUCGGACCUUUUUCAAGCCUGUGUGCCAGGGUGCUGUCUUCUGCCUUUUUCUGGGUCGUUACUUUUCUGCAAGCACCUCGGCAUGUCGCUCGCUGCCUUUUCCCUCCCUCUGCCUUUUCGGCCUACUUGAGUCUUUUCCACCACCACCUUGAUCCCUAUCCUAAACACGUACAGCACACACACACAAACACCCUUGAGCUGAGCUUUCAGUCAGACCCAACCGCCCCAGGCCAAGCUUUCUACCUGCCAUACCCUACCUACGCCGCUAUCUCCUGUGGCUUCCCCCUGAGCACCACCACCACCUCUCUGAAAACUUCAGUUUUUACUUCUCUGCGCCCAUCACGGUGACAAAAAACUGGACAAAAUUGUGUGGUGAUGCCGUGAAAGUGUGCGCGCGUGUGUGUGCUGACUCGUGCGAUGACCGCUGCCGUUUGCAUCUGAACUGUUGUGCAGUUUUCACAUCAUACUUCGGCUCUGAUUUUGUCUAUUCUGUCUCUCUCUAUGGGCCUAUGUUUUUUUAUUUAUUAUUAUAUCUUUAAUUGCUUUCAUUUUGGUUCCUUUUGCAGAGAGGACGUUGGCGUGUGCGCUGUCCUCUGCACUUGGAAUGGUAGUGUCGCACUUGUAGCCAGCCCGGCAUGUACUGGUCUUUGGGCAACGAGAGCGUGUGUUUUUUGCGGCCCAGCACAUUGCCACAGGCACAUGUAAGUAUACCGCAAGAACCCGUACAGCCUGUACCAGACCAACUUUUACUUGGACAUCCUCCGUGCACAGGAUGCAACGGAGUGUGUAGCAGGCCGUGCCAAGCCAAGCAAGCAGGCUUUCUGAAUGCACAUGCGCUUGAUUCGUGCGUACGAAACUGCCUCAUGACUUUCUCUCUUGUGUGUGGCCUGGCCUGCUUCCUUGUUUUACUUCUUUUUUUUUUACCUUAUACCAGUCAGUGAUAAAAAGUCUUGGUUGUUGCACUGAGAGCUGGACAUUGGAGUUGACAUGUCUGUGCACUGCCUCUCAAGCUUCUCUUCUUGGGCACCUAGGGCAUGUUCACACUCUGCCGUAUUGCGGUUAUUGGCGGUCACGAGGGAGUUAUUGGGGGAAAAUUAGUUUUGGGCAAUGGACACGAUUUGGCACUGAAGCAUUCUCGUACACGGUUGUGUUAACGGUAGUGGGAGGGACAGUGUUUGGGCACGAGCCCCAGCUCAUUCACUGCACCUGGACCACCAAACCUUUCAAAAGGCUCGGCAUUGUGAAAACCACUGCCGUUUCGUUUCGUACGCUGUGUCAUCCUGCCCACCCGCUGGCCUUGCUUGGCCCUGGGCGCGCCACGUCAGAGUGCAGACAAUGCCACAUGGCUUCCUGCCUGCCCCGCUGUUUGCCACUAGUGCCCAGGAGAGACUGGACUGUGAGGUGUGUGUACAGCGCUUGUGUCACUGGUGUUAGAGCUGGGCCUUUGUUGUAUUUUUUCCUUUCGUCUUCGUGUCAACACUAUUGAUCAUUCUCUGCCCUGUAUUGCCUUUUUUUUUAAAUAUUCUGUGCUGCCAAUUUUUCUUGUGUUGUGCUAUCAAAGGAGUAUUAUUAUACAUGACGUGAGUUGGGGGGGACACAAAAGUCAUAGGGAAGAGGGUUUUAGCACCCACUGCUCCACCUGAGGGAGCUACUGUUUCAAACAAAAGUGCAGCGGCAGUCUUCUCUGGACGAGGAUUUUGAGAAAACGAGAACCUAUACAUAUAUUAUAAAUAUGUAUACUUGCAGACACGUCUGCGUCGUCGCUCGUAUAUAAAUAUAAAUACACAUUAUAUAUAUAUUAUAUAUAUAUACAAAUACAUGCCACACACACACACACAAACAACUAUAGGACAUUGCUAGGGAGGCAGUCGGGUCUGCCCCGUCAUGUCUGCCUUCCGGGCGCCAGAACUGCCAUACCUUGAGAGACGACGACAGUGCUGACAAGCCGGUUGCUUUUGUCUGUUUUUUUCCCCGGUGCGGUAAAGAAAGGAGACCGACCGAUGCACCAUUCUGCAAAAUAGACAUUGGCACUCUUCUCUCACUGCGGUUUGUAGGAGACGUGCGCGUGCGACGGAGGCUGUGUAGGGAAGCCGAGUUUUCCGAAGUUGGAUCGGGCGAAACAGUCGAAAGGUCUGACCAGUUUAAAGCGAUUAAAGCAUAAAUGAGACGUAGGUGCAGCUUUAGUUUUCUUCCUUUUUCUUCACUGGACAAAAUAACUUGUUCGUUUCAUGUGCCUCAACGCACAGGGUCCUGUUGAAGCAAACACACAUGCACACAGAAAUCGUAUCAUUUGUGCGCACAAACUGUGAAUUAGUGACCACUUGCAAACGAAGCUAGGUGCCGCACUUCAGUCGUUAUGCUACUUUUUUUUUCGCUCUUUUUUUUUUUUUUUUUCCUGACAGCGGGCAAUGCUGAUUUCUGAUUUGUAUGCUUUUGGUUGUACAUAAUAUUCUUUUCUCCCGCAAGUUAGCCUUUGCCGCACGCAUGUGCCGAGAAUGUAUAAAGAGCGAACAAAUUGCCCCCCUCCACGACUUUGUAUAGAUAUAUGCAUACAAGCGGUUAUGUAUCUUCGUAUGUUUAUGCGCGUACAAUGAAAUGGAAACUUGGGGAGACCAAGCAAGUGAUUAAAAAAAAAAAAAAGACUCCGGUCAGUGCCCAAGUCUCUCUCGCUCCCCUACAGAGCAGUUUCUUUGCGUACUGUGUGCGCAGAGCUUCUCUCUCUGCCUUUUGCUGGCUUGGUAACAAAACUCCACGUUGCUAUAGUAACAGAGCACUCAUAGGCCCUGCCAGCGGUGCCACCCGAAGAGUGGUGCUGUCCUUCCCGUGGUGCAAGUGCGCAACGGAUUUGUUUUAAUAAAAGUUCCAUGUGGGCGCAUUUUUUUCUCUCACCGGAGAACUUUUGUCAGAUCUGAAUUGUUGCUUGCACGCGCAACUGCUCCAAACUCUGUCGCCUUUCCGAAAACAAAACAAGAGGGCCGAUGAGGAUUCUGGGCGAGCCCUUGAUGUCCCCAAAGGUAGUCGAGUCUUCUCGACCUUCCCUAUACCGAAGAUUUCACCUUCCCGCCGCGCCGUCGCGAUUUUGAGCACACAGCCACACUCGCAGUAGAGGAAUGAGUGACGACGAUGAAAAGGCCAUGCUCUCGACAACUUUUUGUUUCCUGGCAGUUACCGAGGUUUCAUUAGGCCCUCGGUAUUUCGUGCGCUGCCACGUUCAGUUUUUUCUUAUUCCCUGCUUGUCUCCGAGUGCUGUGGACAAGCACAGGAAAAAACUCCCUGCGCCUUUUCUGUUUUGUCUUUCUUUUCUGUUGCUCCAGGGACUCAAAAAAAAAGUUUUUUUUUUUAUCAGCUACACACAAAUAGGACAAGGGUUUGGAACGGCCCUUACAAGCCGUUGUUUGACAAACCAUCACAUACACAUGGACGCAAAAGGGAGGGGCAUAAAAAAACAAUUGUGGAGAAUGGGCUGGAAAGAUGUUGCCGGGUGUUUUAUUGGACACCUGGUCAGCCUGUGUGUCUUAUUUCAGUAUGUAGCUUUCAGUCUUGUUUGUGAAACCAGUUUCCUUGUGUAUGUUAUUUAACUUGUCCAAUAAAGCUGUUUGUCUUUACGUACAAAA
This is a messenger RNA of Rhipicephalus microplus (southern cattle tick), 7193 nucleotides long. RefSeq names its product guanine nucleotide-binding protein G(I)/G(S)/G(T) subunit beta-1. The record is from RefSeq and is a predicted model, not a curated record. Gene Ontology annotation, molecular function: protein binding. Lineage: Eukaryota; Metazoa; Arthropoda; Arachnida; Ixodida; Ixodidae. Gene Ontology annotation, biological process: signal transduction.